AUGAACCCACAGCAGAUGGAGCAGAUGGGGCAGUUCAGGAUAACUGUCUGGGAGGAGGAGAACUUCCAGGGCAAGCGCUGCGAGUUCAUACUGGAGUGUCAGAACAUCAUGGAGAGGGGCUUCCGAAAGAUACGCUCCAUCAAGGUGGAGAACGGCCCUUGGGUGGGGUAUGAGUAUCCUGAAUUCCAGGGACAACAGUUUAUGUUGGAGAAGGGAGACUAUCCUUGCUUUGAGGCCUGGAGUGGGAACAGCGGCUACAGAACUGAGCACUUACUCUCCUUCAGACCCGUCAAAUGUGCUAAACACAGUGACAGUAAGGUGACUUUAUAUGAGUGCCAAGACUUCCAGGGACGAAAGUUUGAAAUGUGCGAUGACUACCCCUCCUUGCAGGCUAUGGGCUGGUGUAACAAAGAAGUUCCUUCAAUAAAAAUCAAUUCAGGAGCCUGGGUGGCCUAUCAGUUCCCCGGUUACCGUGGAUACCAGUAUAUCCUGGAAAGAGACAGACACCAAGGGGAGUACAGAAACUACAUGGAGUACAGCACGCAGGCUCACACCAAUCAGGUCCAGUCUAUUCGCAGGAUUCAACACUAAGUCCACCUCAUAUUUUCCAUCAGGGCAAUCAUGUACCUAUCAUGGUAUGACUUGUAUUAAACUAGGCAAUAAAGGCUUGAUUCAAAAUAUGGAACAGAGUGCUUGUGGCCAUUCCUUGCUUUUGAAAAUUCCCUCCGAUGCCCAAGAUACGGACCUGCCAGAUAAACUUUACACCGAUAGCCUGUGGUAGAACCGUAAAAUAAGCAGUCCUCAUUUAUUUAUAAAUGAAUAAACCAUGUUUAAGCAUUUUUUAAAUCAAAAUGAAUACAUAUAUGAGUUAUUUGGAAUAUUUUUAGUUUGUAGUAAGCAUAUAUAGUCUAUUCUUUGUAUAAACUGAUGAAGAAAGGUUGCGUUGUUGGUAAAACGUACCAUGAGAGGAUUUAAACUUGAUGCAGCCUUUUGUUCAUGUUAGAAAUAGGAUGUACAUUGUUGCUGUCAGAUUGUACUUUAUUACCAA
This is a messenger RNA of Anguilla anguilla (European eel), 1048 nucleotides long. Its product is annotated as beta-crystallin A2-like. Gene Ontology annotation, molecular function: structural constituent of eye lens. The coding region runs from base 1 to 591 and encodes 196 amino acids. The record is from RefSeq and is a predicted model, not a curated record. The transcript is spliced from 4 exons. Lineage: Eukaryota; Metazoa; Chordata; Actinopteri; Anguilliformes; Anguillidae. Gene Ontology annotation, biological process: lens development in camera-type eye; visual perception.